GUUUUUUUGAAAUGUAAGAAAAAUACUUAAAAUGUUUAAUUAUUUAAAAAUUUCAUUAGGAAACACUAAGUAAAUCGUUAGGAGCAAAGUGAAGUUUAUGCUUUUAUGUGUAGUGUUUAUGUCUUCAAAAAAGUAUUCAUUAAAAAUCAGUAAUCUAAGGAAAAAUAUUAAAAAAAUAAUUCAGUAAAGAAGAAAAAAAAAGAAAAAUUGUGAAAAAAAGAAAUGGCUUUAAGUAAUAAGACUGCCUUUUCUAAGAGGGCUGAACAAUUGAAACGAUAUGAAGAUUCGGAAACGAAUCGUGAACCGGUAGUGCCAAAGAAUCCAAAGGAUAGAAAAGUGAGAUUUUCAGCUGGAUGUAUAUUCUUAGCGGCUUGUGCUGCUGGCGAUAAAGAUGAAGUGCUUAAUAUGCUCAAUAGUGGAGGAGCUGAUAUCGAUACAGCGAAUGUCGAUGGAUUAACUGCUUUACAUCAAGCAUGCAUAGAAGAUAAUUUAGAUAUGGUAGAGUUUCUUGUAUCUCAUGGGGCAGAUGUUAAUAGAAAAGAUAAUGAAGGAUGGACACCGCUUCACGCAACUUCAUCUUGCGGGAUUGUUAGUAUAGCGAGAUAUUUAAUUGAAAAUGGUGCUGAUUUGGCAGCAGUAAAUAGUGAUGGCGAGCUGCCUAUUGAUAUUGCAGGAACAAAUGCCAUGGCAGAUUUACUUCAGCGUUAUAUUGACGAACAUGGAAUCGAUUGUGAUGAUGCACGACAACAGGAAGAGAAAACAAUGUUGUCUGACGCUAAGAAAUGGUUGAGAUCCGAUGCCAGCGAAGCUGAUAGACCACAUUCAAAAACUGGAGCAACUGCGCUGCAUGUCGCAGCUGCAAAAGGAUAUACUAAAGUUUUAAGUCUUUUGUUGGCUGGAAGAGCGAAUGUAGAUCGUCAAGAUAAUGAUGGAUGGACACCACUUCAUGCGGCUUGUUAUUGGGGUAAAAAAGAGGCUGCACAAAUGCUCAUUGCAUCAAUGGCAGAUCUAGAUAUUCAAAAUUAUUCAAAUCAAACCUGCAUAGAUAUUGCGCCUAAAGAUAUGGUUUCAUGGCUUGAGGAACUUAGAAAGAACAAUAAACGUACAAAACGACGACCGAUCAGCCAAAUUAGGAUAAGUGACAAUAAUUUAGAAAACAAUAUCGAAUCGCCACCAAAAGUUAUUCGCGUUGAACUUAAAUCACCCAUUGAACCCGAACAAACUACUAAUACAGGAGAGCAAAAUAAAACGAAUAAUAAUAAUAAAACAGAAACUGUUCGAGAACAGAUACAGUCGACUGUACCAAAAGUAAAUGAUUCCAAUAGUGAGAUAGGACGAACAAAUGCUCAAGACGAAAAUACACAGAAAACUCAAGUUCCUGAAAAAGAAAACCAAACAAAUGAUUCUGAAGUGAUUUUACGACGAACACAAAGUUUCGAAAAUGACGAGAAAUUUUAUCAAAAAUACAUCGAGCUUCGAGCGCGAAUUAAAGCAAAUUCAUGUCCAGCAUUGCCUGCUACUAAAUUAGUUAACGCAAAGGAUGAUAGUGAUAAGGAAAGUACCACAAAGCCUAUAACAAAUUUUCUUAUACAACGUUCAGCAUCGCUCAAAGAUCAUAGAAGUCAAUUAAGUAAAAAAGCCAAUGAGAAAACGCCACCGACCAGUCCGUCAACAACUCCUUCAACGCCAGCAUUAACUCCAUCAUCAGUACAUUUGAGAAGUUAUGAGAAGCCAACGCCAAAACAAGAGUCAGCUGUAGGUGCAUUGAUGACAGCAAAUCAAAAUAUAAUUGAUCUGAUCGCACGACGAUAUAGUUCACCAGCGGAAUCUUUGAAUAAUAUAGCAAACACGGUUAAUACGAGCGCAUCAAAAGUGCGAAAAAAUUCAGCCACAGAUGUUGCAAUUAAAAUUCCUGAAAAAACAGAAAAAUCCGUGUCUGAAGAAACUCAGAUACAAAUACCAAAUCAAUCGUCAAGUCCAACAAGUCCGUCGUCGACAAUGCUUAAUAAAUUGUCGCCCGGAAAUAUUUUCAAAAACAUUUUCAAAUCGUUCGUUCCACCAACAAGAGAUGAAGAGAGUGAGACACAACGAAAGGCGCACGCAAAGCGAGUCCGUGAAACAAGAAGAUCAACUCAAGGUGUGACUUUAGAUGAGAUAAAGAGUGCAGAGCAAUUAGUUAAAUUGAAAAAUGCCAGUAACAGUAAUGGAAACACGGAGAAUGCUAGUAGUGAGCUUAAUGAACGCUUAUCAGAGUCAACAGCACCGGCAGCAACUGAAGAUUCGUCGGUUAGUGACAAAACGGAAGUAAAUGUAAAUUAUACAAUUAGUUCACCACUUCGAAAAACAUUGCGACAAAGUAGUGAAAAGGAUGAAGACGGGAAUGAGCCAAAAAUAUCUGCUACAUUUACAAUUGCACCACCGCCACGAUCAAAUACUAGUUCCAUAAGUAGUUUGGCAAGUCGUUUGGAAAAAGGGCUAAGCAUUGAAACAUCAACAGCUAAUUCCGUUACAGCAACAAUUAAUGUGCCUCUUAUAUCGUCAUCAAAAACCACAUCCUCAACGAAUAGCAAUAGUGAUAUGGAUGCUAAUAAAAAGACUGAUCAAAGUCCUCCAAUACCGACUCCCAGAUCUUUAUUUGAUAUUGAUAAUGCAUCGUCCCUAAAAUUGGCUGAUAAAUUGCAGCAAGAAGCUAGGAAAUAUGAUGUGAAUGCAAUUGACGAGUCAUUGACUACAAAAACAACGACAAAUGAGCCUUUAAAUUACUUAAAUGAACCUCUUCCGCCCUCUCCAAUACAUCAUACGAUUUUCGGUGAACGAAGGCCUUCUUGGAGAUUAAAAAAUGACUAUAAUAAUAAGUUCAAAUUGGAAGAUUCUUCACAGUCAUCGACAUCAUCAACGAAAGGAAAUAAUUCAACCGCACCGCACAUAUCUUCAACAACAAAUGGUGUAACACAAGAUCCAAUUAAAACAACAGUUAUAUCCGCAGUCCCGAGAGAACAAACCUCAACAGAGAAUAAAAAUUCGAAUGAAACAACAUCAACAACGGGAGCAGUCACAACCACUUUACCAUCAAAAGAACCACAAAUUACAUCGAAUCGAUCGGACGAUGACAAAGAAAAUGACAAAGAAAAUGAUAACAGAGGUGGACUUUCGGCACAAGCAGCAAUCCAGAGAAGAAGACGUCCAAAAAGAAGAUCCACUGGAGUCGUUCAUGUCGAUAUGGAGGAAAUUGAUCAGGAAUAUCGUCACGAAGUGCCAGCGGAUAAUGAUGAAUGUAAAAAUUUGUCUGGCAACGAAUCUCGCUCUCGUGCUGAGUCAUUAGUGUCGAAUUCUCUCGUUGAUACAAACGAUGAUGGAGAAUUUAUUGAUUAUAAGGCUCUCUACGAGGCUGCUAAAGCUGAAAAUGAUCAAUUAAGAUCGUCGCUAAAAAGUAAAGAGCAUGAUUUGGCAGCCGCAAAAUCGGCGUUGGAAAGACUCACAGCAGCUGCAACCAAAAGUUCAUUAUCUGAAAAUGAGAAGCGUGAGAAGCGAGCGAUGGAACGAAAGAUUUCCGAAAUGGAAGAGGAACUUAAGCUAUUGAACAAAUACAAGCAAGAAAAUGAACGUUUACGUGCAGAAAAUCGAGCACUUACACGUGUAGUAUCAAAAUUGACAACAUCAGCUCAAAAUCAACUGCUCAACAAGCAAUAAAAAUGUUGUAGUGAAUGAGAGGAUUAAAUCAUUUGGAAAAUUACUCAAUGCAAAUUUUGAUUAAUUAAUUACAUUACUUUUUUUUUUGUUAAAUUUAAACCUGUGUGUACUCUCCUAAUUUUUUGAUCGAAUAUGGAAAACAGCAUAAACAUUUAACGCCGAAACAUUUUCCCACGGUUAUCAGAUUUCAUUAAUGUUAUGAAAAACGAAGAACUAUCAGUAGUUAACUUAAGGAUAUUUUUUUUGUGUUACUGAAUAGUUAGACAAAACAUACACACAUGUAGAUGCCAAUUUGAGAGAGACUAUCGUUUGUUUUGUGCUUAUGGAUACACUUAAAACAGAAAAUCAACGUCUCAAAGAUGAAAAUGGCGCUCUGAUUAGAGUCAUUAGUAAAUUAAGUAAAUGAUGAAAAAAGAACCUUUUAAAAUGAAGAGUUAAGCACACAUUUUUUUGUCAUUAAAAAGUGAAAAUAUGAUGAAUGCCUUGAUUUUUUAUGAAAAAAAAAGAUGCAGCAUUAAAUGUAAUUGAUAGUUUCCUUACAAACUCAAUGUAUAUAGGACGAUAAAUAAGAGAACGAUUCAUUCAUGCAGAUAUAAAACAAAUAAUUCAACAUUAACGAAUAAAUUUUUUGAUAUUUUUAAAAAAUUAUUAAAUUUAAAAAAAAAAUCGAAAAAAGUUUCUGACAGCGAAGAAAGUUCUUUUGUCGAAUAUUUUAGUCCACAGCCUUAAAACACAUUUUUUUCGUCGUUAUGUAAAUGUAAAUUAUUUCAAGUCAUUCAGUAUGGAACGUCCUGUAUAAAUUUUCUUUUUGUCUAAUGCUUAAUUGCAUUUUUUUCUACUUCUUUCAACGUUAAAUUGUUUUUUAACCAAUGUAUUAACAUCCUGCCUUUAAAUUUACUUGUUUCCCAAUUUCUAUUUCUUUUUUCCUUUUUUAUUUACUUUUAAUAAACAUUUUUUUUUUCUACUUGUUAUUCGAUUUAUUUCAACUUUAUUCGAACCUUUAAGUUAUUCAUUCAUUUCCUAGUUAUUGAAGCAUUAUUUUUUGUUUUGAAAUUUUUAAAAAUUUAAAAUUAUGAAUAUUAUGGAUAUGAUGGAUGAGAUGAUUCAUUUCAUUAGAGUGUAUUGAUGUUUUGAUAUUAGAGUUGGUGAGUAAUUGGUCGAAUGUAUCUAGUAUCAAUGAUUUACUGAUUGUUGAACAUUAAGAAUAGGCGAAGUCAACUACUACUCACUUGAAUUAUGUGAGCAUAACUUUUUUGGAAUCAAGAGUACCCUUGAAAUUCAAGAAGGCAAAUUUUGUGCCUUAAUUCUAAUAAGUUUUUUAAAUCACUGCUCUAAAUGGAUUAGAGAUUGUCACAAUCUCAAGCCAUUUUAAUCGCAUAUUUUGAGAAUCAAAGAUCGAUUUAAUGAAAUGCAUCAAAUCUACUCCUAUCAUUUCAUACACAUACACGUUAAUGCUAUUAAAAAUUUUGUAAAGUAAGAUCUUUGUGAUAGAAACAAAAACAUAAAAAAGAAAAAAAAUCAAAAAAUGCCAAAAUCUUCAUUUUUGUAAAUUAAAUGAAUUACGAUUAUCAUAAAUGCUAUAAAAAGCUUCUUUUACAUGUGAGUGCAUUUUUUUACCCAAUAAACUUUCCUUUAAUAUUUGAUUGUCAUUAGUUAUGAUUAUUACUAUUAGUUAUUUUAUUGUCAUGAAUAAUAUUAUCAUUAUUAUAACUACAACUACAUAAAUUAAACACUUUGAAAAUCCGAAAUCAUUAUUUUACAUAAAUGAAGCAAAUCGAACAAAAAAUGCGCGCGAAUCAUUUGUGAGCUAACAAUCGUGUAUGAUUGAUUGAUUGAUUAAGAGAGUUUGUUCUAGUACGAAUAUUAUUAUAUGAUAAAUUAAAAAUUAGACGGGAUUAAUUUGCUCGUCAAUCCCUCCAUAAUGCUACUUCCUAUUCAUGAAAUUAAAUAUUUACAACAAAAUUUGUAAUUUAAUAGUUUUUGAAUGAAAUCAAAAUGAACUCUUUUUGGACAUUUCAUGAGUAUUAAAUGAGGAGAAAUAAACUUCAAAUGUUUAAAAAUAAAAUCAAUGAAAAAUUUGAC
Chironomus riparius is the source of this 5772-nucleotide messenger RNA. The record is from the annotation of a GenBank genome assembly. Lineage: Eukaryota; Metazoa; Arthropoda; Insecta; Diptera; Chironomidae.